This is a messenger RNA of Hibiscus syriacus, 1314 nucleotides long. Its product is annotated as phosphatidylglycerophosphate phosphatase PTPMT1-like. The record is from RefSeq and is a predicted model, not a curated record. The coding region runs from base 466 to 1176 and encodes 236 amino acids. Gene Ontology annotation, molecular function: phosphatidylinositol-4,5-bisphosphate 5-phosphatase activity. NCBI's taxonomy places the organism in Eukaryota, Viridiplantae, Streptophyta, Magnoliopsida, Malvales, Malvaceae. The transcript is spliced from 3 exons.
GGAGUUUGUUGAUGAAAAGGAAAGGGGGAAAAAGAGUAACUGACUCAGCAAGAAAAGGGCCAAAAUUAAUGCUUUGUCUUUUAAAUCCUUUAAUUUCGAAUUCGUUUUCCUUGGCAUCUCCUCCUCUUUAUUUUUUUCGUUGUCCUCUGAAAAUUCCUCUCUUUUAUCUUACUUUUCAAUAUCAUAUACAACUCUAGGUCAAACAUGUUUUCAUCUUUUCAAAGUUUGAUUUUGCCUAAAGAUCUUAAUUUCUGUUGUCUGAUUAAAAUUUUCAUCUGUUCGAGUUGAUGUUCAUGUUAUCCUCUUUGUAGAUUCCGGUUAUUGGCAAUUAAGAUUGAAGGGUACUUUUUUUCCUUGUUAAUUUGAGUGUUCUGUGUGUAAUUUAAGGGUGGUAAUUCUCCUUUUUUUAUAUAAGAAAAAAAUGUCUGUAUCUUUGUGAAUUAAUCGAGAGGAAAAAAAAAAGAGAUGCAUAUUGAAGAAUUGAAGGAAGGAGAGCAACAGGAUCAAGAUCAGAGUCAAUUUUGCUGGGAUAGCCUGGUUGUUUGGGAUGCAAAGAGGGUUUUGGUGGGAGCUGGAGCACGUGCUCUUUUUUAUCCAACCUUAUUGUACAAUGUUCUCAGGAAUAAGAUCCAGUCUGAAUUUAGGUGGUGGGAUCGAGUUGAUGAGUUUAUUUUGUUAGGUGCCGUGCCUUUCCCUGCCGAUGUUCCUCGGUUGAAGGAUCUUGGUGUCUCCGGAGUUGUGACCUUACCGACAUCGUUAUAUCAUGUGAGUUCUCUUAUGCUGUCAGCACCUAUACUGAUUCUGGCGCCUGCACAGCUGCAGGCUGUUCAAGAUUACUAUCUUCACAAGGUGAAAAAUAAUGGAAUGCCUGUAAACUCUUGCCGCGUAAUCAGAAAGAAAACCCCAACUGUACCAGAACAACAGGAUGCAGCAGCCUUUGAUGAUGACUCCAUAGUUGUGGUAGCAGAGUCGGACCUUGAUGGAUAUGACGCUAGCUUUGACACAGAUGUGCUUGAUGAAGAGAUGCCGGGCGAGGGAAGUCUUGCCGGCAGGUUGCAGUGCGCUAGUCACACAGCCAUGACAAAACUUUCAUGCCUAUGGCCACGUUGCCGUGCGGAUGAAAAGUCUUCUAGGAAGCUGUUGAGCAGUCUUGGUAUCGACAUUCGGGUUUAUUGAGUUGUCGGCAUCAUCAACUCGAUAUGUUAUGUCGAGUCUCUUUUGUGUAAACUUUUCAAGUUUUGUUUUUACAUGCAAUGUGCUUGUUUUUGUAUUAUUUUCAUUUUCGGUUUGGUUAUACGGAAAAUGGAGUAUAUA